This is a messenger RNA of Colletotrichum godetiae, 2811 nucleotides long. Its product is annotated as AMP deaminase. The record is from RefSeq and is a predicted model, not a curated record. The transcript is spliced from 3 exons. Gene Ontology annotation, cellular component: cytosol. The coding region runs from base 1 to 2811 and encodes 936 amino acids. Gene Ontology annotation, molecular function: AMP deaminase activity. Gene Ontology annotation, biological process: IMP salvage; AMP metabolic process. Lineage: Eukaryota; Fungi; Ascomycota; Sordariomycetes; Glomerellales; Glomerellaceae.
AUGCUUCCCCGCGAUCUUCCCACAAGGACUGCCUUUUACGAUCCUGUCGCGGACCGCCAGAUGAGCCAGACGGACGCCAAACUCUUCUACCAGCGUAGCCAGGUUGGUCAGCUGAAGACGGGGAGUGGUGUGUGGUCUCAAGGCCAUGCCACACCCCAUGGCAGCCCCGUCAUUGUCGGCUCCGAGCAUCGUGAUGCUGCCGGCACUCGUAAUUUCGAUCAUCCAAUGGACUCUUCUCCCCUAGGCAAAGGACAUAGUCACGUCAGAGGGAAAGCUUCGGCACACGAAGACAUGAUGCUGCCGGAACCGACGCAGCAGCAAGCUGCCAGCGCAGAGCACUUCUCACCUCCUCGGAACCACCUUUCACAAGAGACCGACCCUAGGCUUUUGAACAGCGAAUCAAACAAUCUGGGCCUGGGCCAUGAACCUGGCCCGAGUGUUGGCGUCACGAACCAGCAUGCUGCCCUGGGCGUGGCUGCCUUCUCAGACACCGAUCCGCACAUCACGGCCGAGCUCAGUGCUAUCUCGAAGAACAUUCAGAGCAUCAUGGACCUACGAGAGAGGUACAUCGGGCUUUCUCUCCAAGGACCUGAUGACAAUCCCAGGGAUGAUCCUACUUGGUCGAUCUAUCCACCCCCUCCCCAGCCAGCUUGGGGAGCCGAGCACGCAAGGGCUGUGGCUUCCGCCGAGCAAACCACCAGCAAUGCCAAUAGCCUGAAUGGCAGCAUGGUUCUGCCAUCAUCUGCCACAACAGCAGAUGACCACACAAGCCGUCGGGUACAGGGUUCCGAGACUAAGCCCACAUCGAAGAAGCGGAAGCCUGGUCAAGAUAUUGGAGAAGACUUUGAUAUGCAGGAUGUGCUCCCAGUCCCCUCCGCCGACAAGAUGACUUUCAAGCUUGACGACAGUGGUGUCUACCAAGUAUUCGACGACGCAGAGGCUGAGGCUAGAGGAACCCCAGUCAUUCGGGUCCCUACCCUUCGAGAGUUCUACAUGGAUCUGGACCAAAUCCUGAGCAUUUCCUCGGACGGUCCAAGCAAGAGUUUUGCAUUCCGUCGGCUCCAGUAUCUCGAAGGCAAAUUCAAUCUAUACGCCCUCCUCAACGAGUAUCAGGAGACUGCGGACAGCAAGAAAGUUCCCCAUAGAGACUUCUACAAUGUGCGCAAGGUCGACACCCAUGUUCACCACUCUGCUUGUAUGAACCAGAAACAUCUACUGCGUUUCAUCAAGAGCAAGAUGAAGAAGUGCCCUGACGAGGUUGUGCUUUUCCGCGACGAUAGGCACCUAACACUAGCAGAGGUGUUCCAGAGCAUCAACCUUACCGCAUACGACCUUUCCAUUGACACCCUGGACAUGCAUGCGCACACAGAUUCGUUCCACAGAUUUGACAAGUUCAAUCUCAAGUACAACCCAAUUGGCGAAUCCCGGCUCCGCACAAUCUUCCUCAAGACGGACAACUUCAUCAAUGGCCGCUACCUGGCAGAAAUUACCAAGGAGGUCAUUGCUGAUCUGGAAUCGAGCAAGUACCAAAUGGUCGAAUGGCGCAUUUCCAUUUACGGCAAGUCCCUGGACGAAUGGGACAAGCUGGCCGCCUGGGUUGUCGACAACAAGCUUUUCUCCCACAACGUUCGAUGGCUCAUCCAGAUCCCUCGUUUGUACGAUGUGUACAAGGCUAGCGGGCUCAUGGACAAUUUCGAGCAGGUGGUCAAGAAUGUCUUCGAACCCCUAUUCGAGGUCUCAAGAGAUCCCUCAAGCCAUCCGAAGCUGCAUGUCUUCUUGCAGAGAGUGAUUGGGUUCGAUAGUGUCGACGACGAGAGCAAAAUCGAACGGCGCCUUUUCAAGAAGUUCCCAGUGCCUAAGGUCUGGGACUCGAAGCAAAACCCUCCUUACAGUUACUGGCUCUACUACCUGUUCUCUAACAUGUCAUCGCUCAACGCACUGCGUCAGCGUCGGGGAUUCAACACGUUUGUGCUGCGACCACACUGUGGUGAAGCUGGUGACAGCGAGCAUCUGGCUGUGGCUCUGCUCUGUUGCCACAGCAUUAGCCAUGGUCUGCUACUACGCAAAGUUCCGCUCUUGCAGUACAUCUUCUACCUUGAACAGAUUGGCAUCGCCAUGUCGCCGCUGAGUAACAACGCCCUAUUCCUCGCCUACGAGAGGAACCCGUUUUACCAGUACUUCCGCCGAGGCCUCAACGUGUCGCUGUCGACAGACGAUCCGCUUCAAUUCGCUUUUACAAAGGAGCCGCUGAUGGAGGAGUACGCUGUGGCCGCUCAGAUCUACAAAUUGAGCCCUGUCGACAUGUGUGAACUCGCAAAGAACUCAGUCACGCAAAGUGGCUUCGAAAGUGCGAUCAAGGAGCAGUGGCUUGGGCCAAAGUUCAAACUCCCGGGCAAGGCAGGCAAUGCCAUGGUGAAAACCAAUGUGCCUGAUCGCAGAGAAGAAUUCAGAUACCAGACCCUGAGAGAGGAACACGACAUGCUUCACAAGUACAUCACCUAUGGUUCCAAUGAAACCUCCGACUCAACCGUCACAGCUGACCAGCAGAGUGUGGCUCAAAGUAUCAUCGGUGGACACCAACCUGCGGUGCAACGCGAGCCGGCCAGCGCGGGUAGCGGAGGCGGUAAGCAGACAGCUGCUGUGGGAGGGUCCAACAGUGCUACUGUGUUUGAAAAGGAGGUAGUUGCUUCUCCUGCCAGUCUCGCACCUUCGGGAGAGGCAUCGUGGUCAACUGACGGCCACACCUCGGGACAGGACCCCAAAUUGUUUCCCGGGGUUUUCAGCCGGGGCAGAACAGGGAACAGCCAGUAA